This is a messenger RNA of Branchiostoma floridae (Florida lancelet), 1737 nucleotides long. RefSeq lists its product as uncharacterized. The transcript has 6 exons. The record is from RefSeq and is a predicted model, not a curated record. The coding region runs from base 320 to 1315 and encodes 331 amino acids. Lineage: Eukaryota; Metazoa; Chordata; Leptocardii; Amphioxiformes; Branchiostomatidae.
CAGAAAGUAGCUCCUAAUCGGUCAAUAAAUGUAGCUUGAUGCCAAGAGGGGAUGUACAGCCUUGCUUCAAUCCCACAACAUUAUCUAGGAUGACCUUUUUUUACUUACAAAAGGUUUGUGAGUAAAAAUGUUUCACGGUUGUUUAGACAGCUACACGACAAUUGGUCGUGAUGACGCAUGUGUCAAUGUUUUGGGUGAGGUGUUAGGUCAGAGGUGCUAGGUUUUGUGUUGUCUGGAUAUGCAAGACUCUUCGAGGGGUAACAAGCAGACCAAUUCAUCCAUUGACAGACAGCCAUGAACGACGUCAACAAUCCCCCCUAUGCCCUGCCUGUUGCAUUCAAUGUGGGACACCUCGGAGAACCAACAGGUGGGCAUGGCACCACACCUGCCAAUCAGAACCAUCACUGGCCUGAUGAUCUCCUGGAUGACACCUGCACUGAUGGAUUACAUAAACAAGAAAACAAGUCCCCCUGUGGUCUCCAAGCCACCCAACCAGCAAAAACAAGAGGGAGUGGUGGUGAGGGACAGCUUUGGUGCCAGGUACAACCUGCCUGUAAGAUUGGUGCAGGAGACAACUGUGGUGCAGAAGGGGGCAGGACAUCAGGCACACAAACAGCAUGAAAUGUCAAACCUUGGGGCCAACAUCAAGCCACAAGUUCCAGAGGUGACAAGAGGGAGGCUAGCUUCUGCAGAUUGCCCUGCUGUCAAUCAAUCAGAACAAUCUGCACCAAAAUGGCAUGCAAAUCCAGCAGAUGCAGAGACCAGUAAAGCAGUUACAAGCCCAGCUGACCGCAGUACAGACUCAAGAGUCAUCUCAGAUAGGGGCAACCCACAUGACAGGAUGGGAACACCGGAAAAGGAACAGCUGAAGUCAGAAUGGCAGACAACUAUGAAACAAGACAGCAAGGUGCAGGAGGAGUGGCUCAGGUUGCAGCAGGAUCGAUCAGCAUUCGAGUAUGACAAACAGUACGAGAGGGAAAAACUGUCCGCCCUGCAACAUCAGGUGCAGAGGGACAGGCAGAAGCUGGCAGACAGUAGACAGCUACAGCAGGAUCUGGAGCACAAGAAGCAUCUGCUUGCUCAGGAGAAGGACAUCAUGGCCACUGACAAACAUCAGCUGGAGAUCCAGUGGAGGCAGCUGGCGAAGCACAAGCAGGAUCUUGCAGCAGACCGAGAGGACGUGGAGACAGAGAAGGAACAGCUGCGCAGGGAAUGGCUGCUGCUGAGUGAGGAGCAGAAUUUCAGACAAGACAGCAGCAAGAGGAAAUACCUGCACUUUAUCCGACUGAAACAUCUACGAAUGUUUAAAUUAUGAGAAGACACGGUGGCUUGUGGCUGAAGAAUACAUUUUGCAUACCUAAUCAGGAAAGCUCCAGAGAAUGAAUUAUUGCAUUUAUGGGAAUAGCUGCUAGAGGGCACUAAUGUUACAUGAUUGGUGUUCAUCAGAUCAUGAGAUACCAGUAGCUCUGCAUUUCAAGGUAAGAAAUUUUGAAUUGAUUUUAAGCUUCUUUAUUGUGUGACUAUGGUUCAUAAUUGUAUAAACUGUCACUGGCUGGGAAGAUGCUUUAAUUAGGCCUUCCACUAGUUAUUGCUGCUAUGUCACAUUCACUAUUAUUCAGCAUGUUUCAAAUUCUGAUUGUUAUAUUGACUACAUGUACAAGUGACUUUUCAACUUUGUACUUUCAGCAGUAACAGGAUGAUACAAAUAAUUCAAACAAAAAAUUUACUAAAAUUAUA